Cylicostephanus goldi is the source of this 522-nucleotide messenger RNA. The record is from the annotation of a GenBank genome assembly. NCBI's taxonomy places the organism in Eukaryota, Metazoa, Nematoda, Chromadorea, Rhabditida, Strongylidae.
AACGUCGAAAUAUUGGCUACUGUGAAUUCACCUCAAGAAGCGAGGGUCGUAAGUGAACGGACACCUUCGCCGGAUAUUAUAGAAAUGUCAGAAUCGAUGACUGAAUCGUCUACUGCUGCAGGGUUACAGCAACCUAAAUUUGUGCGAACACUCAAAGAUGGUAGCGCAGUUGUUGGAAAGCCAGCACAAUUCAAGUGUAUAGUUACCGGUAUGCCUAUACCAGAGGUUCGGUGGUAUGUCGAUGGUGACGCUAUUCAACAUUCUCGGGAGUACGAUAUUGUAUAUGAAGAUGGUGUCUGUAUAUUACGAAUAAACGAAGUAUUACCCGAAGAUGAAGGAGAGUAUAGCUGUGAGGCGUCAAAUACAGUAGGAAAAGCAGAAACAAAAUGUUUUCUGAAAGUUCUCGAUAAGUGCAAAUCACAAAAUAAAACGUUCUCCGGUGGCACAACAAUUCAUAUUAUUCUGAUCCUGACUCUCAUUCCGGGCAUGAUUCCUUUGCCUCUUCCUUUUCCUCCUGAAUAA